This is a messenger RNA of Penicillium waksmanii, 1596 nucleotides long. RefSeq lists its product as uncharacterized. The record is from RefSeq and is a predicted model, not a curated record. Lineage: Eukaryota; Fungi; Ascomycota; Eurotiomycetes; Eurotiales; Aspergillaceae. Bases 1 to 1596 code for a protein of 531 amino acids. The transcript has a single exon. Gene Ontology annotation, biological process: conidium formation; regulation of conidium formation; sexual sporulation resulting in formation of a cellular spore.
AUGUCGGACGCGGAAAGGAAAGAAUUGGGCCUCCCGAAACGCCCUGCAAGGGUGGCCCACAAUCGGUUUAACUCUGACAAUACUAUUUUCGAGCUUUACUUCUCUAAAAAGCCCCAAGCAGAAAAUGAGAAGACAGCUGCUCUGGAAGAUGAUCUUGAGGCCCAGGCUUCUAAGCCGAAGCGCAAGGCUUUUUCCCAUUUGAGAUACAACGUCUUGACAGUCUAUCGACGUCUGUUCGGUCUUGUUUUCUUCGCCAAUCUGGCUGUGUUCCUUUGGGUUAUGAUCUCAAAUCGCCAGUUACUGGCACUUGUCGAUGCGACGGCUGUGAAUCUGGUGGCUUGCGGUCUGGCACGACACCCAAUGGUCGUCAAUGCCAUCUAUAGAAUUGUGUGUUCAGUUCCUAGAUCUUGGCCCCUUUGGAUCCGCCGCAGAGCUGCAAAUGCUGCCCACUACGGAGGUGUUCACAGCGGCUGUGGAACGGCAUCUCUAAUAUGGUAUAUUGGAUUCGUUGCGGUGGUGUCAGAAACCUACUGGACAUCUUCGCCCAUUAGUCCCGCCUCGGAUCACGGUUUUUCGGCUGCGCCGAUCGCUGUCUCAUAUAUCAUCCUUGCUUUAUUAGCGGUGAUGGUCAUUGUGGCAUACCCCACAUUUCGCAUGAAGAUGCACGACUAUUUCGAGCUCACUCACCGGUUUGCCUCAUGGCUGGUCCUGGCUCUUUUCGUCGUUCUGGUGAUGAUCUUUGUCCACGAAGUUAGCAGAGCAGAGCUGGACUCAUUCGGCCACUUUUUGAUCACCCUUCCUGCUUUCUGGCUAUUGCUUGCAGCCAUCGUCGCUGUGGCCCAUCCAUGGAUUUUGCUGCGAAAGGUCAAGGUGCAGACUGAGCCACUUUCUACCCAUGCUACGCGUGUUCACUUUGAUCACACCCCAAUUGCGUUUGCCAAGGGUAUUCAAGUGACGAAACAUCCUCUUCGAGAUUGGCACAGUUUUGCUGGUUUCCCUGAUCCCGCAUCGUCUGAAAAUGUGGCCCAAUCCGAGAAGCCCCAGGAUCCUGAAAAGCCUCCUCAGGAGCCCGAAGAACCUCAGCAGCCCAAAAGGAUUGUGAAGCCCCACGGCCAUGGUCACCGUAGGAGCUGGUCAAUUGUGGUAUCCAAGGCCGGUGACUGGACCUCCGACACCAUCCAAAAUCCGCCAGCUUACCUCUGGAAGCGUGCUGUACUGAUGCGUGGUGUUGGCUAUGGUAUGCGUGUCUUCAACCGCAUCAUCAUUGUCACCACCGGAUCUGGAAUUGGACCGUGCCUCGGCUUCCUGGGUGAUGAGAAUCGACCUCUGAUCAAGGUUAUUUGGCAAACCCGAACCCCGGUCAGGACCUAUGGUCAGGGUGUCAUGGACCUUGUGCAUCAAAUGGGGCCCGAUCCCAUUAUUUUCGAUACCAGUCGUGAUGGUCGUGUUGACAUGCUUCCGACUGUACGCCAGCAGGUGACUGAAUUCGGCGCCGAGGCCGUCUUUGUGAUCAGUAACCCUGCAAUGACCAAAAAGGUUAUUUACGAGUUUGAAUCCCAGGGGAUUCCGGCCUAUGGGCCUAUUUUCGAUUCAUGA